Sparassis crispa is the source of this 294-nucleotide messenger RNA. RefSeq lists its product as hypothetical. The record is from RefSeq and is a predicted model, not a curated record. The transcript has a single exon. Bases 1 to 294 code for a protein of 97 amino acids. NCBI's taxonomy places the organism in Eukaryota, Fungi, Basidiomycota, Agaricomycetes, Polyporales, Sparassidaceae.
AUGAGUGUCGAGCCCAUCUCUCGCAUUGCGGUGUACUCUAAUAACACCAAUAUGGUCGCACUGUUUAAUAUGUUGCGAGCACUCCCAGCAUACAACGAUAUCACGAAGAGUGCCAUGGAUGUCUUACUCCAAGAUGAUGCACAGUUAUGUGUUGUGCAUAUCCCCGGGAAGGAGAACGUCAUGGCCGAUGCACUGUCUAGGAAACGAUUUGAGCUGGUCAUGGAGCUGAUUCCCAAAAUUCAACUCUCACCUUUUACACCCCCUCGAGAUGCGCUGGGGGCAGCUGCGCAAUGA